CCCAUUUCGAUAUAAACCACAUCACAGCUGCAGCAGGCUGGGAGGAGAGCGAUAUCAGGAAAAAUGGGGAAGAUUGUGUUCUUUGAAGACGUGAAUUUCCAGGGCCGCAGCUAUGAGUGCAGCGGCGACUGCCUCGACCUGCGCUCUUACUUCAGCCGCUGCAACUCCCUCAAGGUGGACAGUGGGAGCUGGGUUCUGUACGAGCACCCAAACUACACCGGCUACCAGUACGUGCUGAGCCCCGGAGAGUACUCCGACCACCACAAGUGGAUGGGAUUCAACGACAGCAUCAAGUCCUGUCGCUUCAUCAAGAAUGUGUAUGGAAAGUCCUGGAAGAUCCGCUUCUACGACAAGCAAGAUUUCGGGGGUCAAGCUGCAGAGUAUGGGGAGGAUUGCCCUUCUGUCUAUGAGGCCCUGAAGUUUCGAGAGUUCUACUCCUGCCAGGUGAUGGAUGGUGCUUGGGUUCUGUACGCGCAGCCCAACUACCGCGGAUACCAGUACUUCCUGGAACGUGGCGAGUACCACAAGUAUACAGACUGGGGCGCUGCCUCCCCGGCCGUGGGAUCCUUCCGCAUGAUCAAAAAUUUCUAGACUGGCACAACUGUAGACUGCUUACAAAUUUAAAACGUAGAUUUCAUUGGCUGGCAUUUGCUACUUUUGCUUAGUCAUUUAUGGGACGGAGCUCAAAGCGAGGGAGAAUUUCUGCAUGGCUGCUGCAAUGUGGGUGCAAUAUCGAACCGGGGGAUGAUUUAGAAUAUUAGAAAAAAAUUUAGUAUGGAGAAGAAAAUUGUUCCGUAGCCACAGUUGUGGAUUGGGGAAAAAUGACUUUUAAUCUCAGAAAUUGCUAAAAUGUUUGAGCUCUUCAAAGUUUGACUUUUAUUCGCAGCACAUGGCGCAAUUUGCAAAACCAUUAAAAGAAGUUUCCUGC
Synchiropus splendidus (mandarinfish) is the source of this 928-nucleotide messenger RNA. Its product is annotated as gamma-crystallin M2-like. NCBI's taxonomy places the organism in Eukaryota, Metazoa, Chordata, Actinopteri, Syngnathiformes, Callionymidae. The coding region runs from base 64 to 591 and encodes 175 amino acids. The transcript is spliced from 3 exons. Gene Ontology annotation, molecular function: structural constituent of eye lens. The record is from RefSeq and is a predicted model, not a curated record. Gene Ontology annotation, biological process: visual perception; lens development in camera-type eye.